AUUAAAGAAGAAAACGUGAAAAAAUUAAUAAAAAUUAGGAUUACCUAAAAUUUUAGAAAAUUUUUUACUAGAAAAGUUCCUAUUUGUAAAAGGCUACAAAAUUCAUCGUAAACAGCGCAAAAGUGACAAAAAAGUCAAGAUUGUGCUACCUAAAAAAAACGAAAAAUCUAAAGGAGGAACUGCCGGCCGGUGUGACGAAGGUGGUGGUGGGAGAGGUGGGGGUAAAAAUAAUAAUAAUAGACCAGGCGCUGAGGAUUUGACCCCGGCCUCUACGAAAAAAUCUACUAAUUCAUCACCUUCUCGAAAAGGAAAGAACAAUCUAGAAGAACACAGUCAAGCGCAUGACCAUCAAGUGCAAGUGGAAACUGGUGAAGGGAACGAGGUCAGCAGAAUUGGGAAAGAAAAGUUACAAACUGAUUUAUCAAACAAACAGGACUUGACAAUGCCAGAAACAGGUUGCAAACAUUUUCAGGCCUAUGUAAAAGAACAUACCCUUGACACUUUUCGCAUAUUGGAUGCAUUUUUCUCGACACCUAUUAACUCUCAGGCGCGAGAAAAAAAAGCGCAUUCGUGCUGUUGCUUCGAGUGCGGUAGUUACGGUAUGCAGUUAUAUGCCUGCUUGCAUUGCAUUUAUUUUGGCUGUCGUGGCUCACAUAUUACCGGUCAUUCUCGUGCCAAGAAACAUCCAAUCUCAAUGGAAUUGUCGUAUGGCACAUUGUAUUGUUAUUCAUGCCGCGAUUUUAUAUAUGAUUCUAAAUGUCGAGAUCUAGCUGCAAUUAAUCGCAAGUUAGAAGCAACUGAUUUGCAAAAAAGUUUGGGAUUUCAACCAUGGAUGCCAACUUUAAAAGAGACGAAUUUAAUGAUUAUGAAUCCACGUCGGCGUGUUGUGCGUCCUAACGAAACUAUUGGCUUGCGUGGUUUGGUCAAUCUGGGCGCUACUUGCUUUAUGAAUUGUAUAGUGCAGGCACUUAUACACACACCGCUCCUGAGUGAUUAUUUCCUAUCCGAACGUCAUGAAUGUAAUAAUAAAUCGUCUAUGAAAUGCUUAGUCUGUGAAGUAUCGCAAUUGUUUCAGGAAUUUUAUUCAGGUGUACGAUCUCCGCUAAAGCUGCACCGUUUGUUACAUUUAAUAUGGAAUCAUGCUAAACAUUUAGCAGGCUAUGAACAACAAGACGCACAUGAAUUCCUUAUAACAACACUCGAUGUAUUGCAUCGGCACUGUGUUAAGGCAAUGAAUGAAAAUGAGAGUGUCAACAAAUUACCGCCAAUCGCUAAAAUCAACUGUCCAACACAAUGUAGUUGCAUUAUUGAUCAAAUAUUUACUGGCAUGUUGCAAAGUGAUGUAGUCUGUCAAGUGUGCAAGGGUGUUUCCACGACAAUUGAUCCCUUUUGGGAUAUAUCACUUGAUUUGGGUGAAGCCGAACAUGGCGGAGCCUCGCCGAAAACACUUAUCGAAUGCUUAGAACGAUACACACGAGCCGAGCAUUUAGGUUCUAAGCAGAAAAUUAACUGUUCCACGUGCAAUUCCUAUCAGGAAUCAACAAAGCAACUCAGUUUACGUACGUUACCCGUUGUUGCUAGUUUUCAUUUGAAACGCUUCAAGUAUUCGAAAGAUAAGAAAAUAGAUAAGAAAAUAUCGAAUUUUAUAUCAUUUCCUGUGGAAUUCGAUAUGACUCCUUUUAUGUCAGAGAAAGACAAGGUUUAUGGUGAUUUUCGCUAUUCAUUAUAUGCAGUUGUGAAUCAUUAUGGCACAAUUGGUAGUGGUCAUUAUACAGCUUACGUACGGCAUCACAGGGAUAUUUGGGUUAAGUGCGAUGAUCAUACAAUUACAUUGGCUACUUUGAAUCAAGUAUUAGAUAGUGAGGGAUACUUGCUCUUUUAUCAUAAAAAUAUAUUGGAGUAUGAAUAGAACGCGGUAUUAGCCAGGGCGUCACUAUCAAGAGAGAUAUGACAUUGAAGACGUCAUAACGCCAGUACUAUAAUGCAGUAUAUAUACUGACAAAAUAAAUAAAUGCAUUACAUAUAUACUAUAUACAUAUAGUUUUGCAGUCCCUCCUUUCAUCAUUUACGUCGUGGAGUUCUACAUAAAUAUAAUUGUUAGUUUACUUGUGUGUUGUGUGUUAAACAUUUUACUUACACUUAAAACAAUUUUGCGACUGCUCCUACAGAGAUUUGAAGAGAGACAGACUGCAUUUUAGUAUAUAAUUAUGUCAGUUACUAUUUAAAAUUUUUCAUAUUAUAUGGAACUUCUCUAAAAGGCUUAGUUCCAAAGCUGUUUUCUUUAUGUUAACAACUACUGAAAAAAAAAAAUAUAUAUAAACGACAUGACAAAUAUUUUCUAAUGCUAAUGAGAUUUAUUCUAACAAUGUAAAUUUAUAGUUUUCGUUAUACUGCCUCUUACUUAUUUAAAGCAAA
Teleopsis dalmanni is the source of this 2415-nucleotide messenger RNA. It is a transcript of the gene not, whose product is annotated as ubiquitin carboxyl-terminal hydrolase nonstop. Bases 443 to 1909 code for a protein of 488 amino acids. NCBI's taxonomy places the organism in Eukaryota, Metazoa, Arthropoda, Insecta, Diptera, Diopsidae. The record is from RefSeq and is a predicted model, not a curated record. The transcript is spliced from 5 exons. Gene Ontology annotation, biological process: protein deubiquitination. Gene Ontology annotation, molecular function: zinc ion binding; cysteine-type deubiquitinase activity.